Messenger RNA from Encephalitozoon romaleae SJ-2008, 633 nucleotides. Its product is annotated as DNA-directed RNA polymerase I. The transcript has a single exon. Lineage: Eukaryota; Fungi; Microsporidia; Unikaryonidae. The coding region runs from base 1 to 633 and encodes 210 amino acids. Gene Ontology annotation, cellular component: RNA polymerase I complex; RNA polymerase III complex; RNA polymerase II, core complex. Gene Ontology annotation, biological process: DNA-templated transcription. The record is from RefSeq and is a predicted model, not a curated record. Gene Ontology annotation, molecular function: DNA-directed RNA polymerase activity; DNA binding.
AUGAAAUUGCAAAAAUCAUCCCCAACAGAAAUGGCUUUGGAACUCAGAGCUUUAUGUCUAAGCAGAAACACGACAAUAGAGAUGAUAAAGGACCGGGGAUACACAACAACACAAGAAGUGCAGUCGCUUGAGUCUUUUCAUGAGAGGUAUCCGUUUGCUCUUACAAAGAGGUCGACAUUGAAUUUUGUCUGUGUCGACGUGGACAGACCCGUGGGAAUACACUUUGGGGAUGAUGAGAAGAUGGGUAAGAAGGGAUUUGAGGGGCUUCUGUCCCAAUAUGAAAAGGACAAUAUAUUCCACUUGAUCCUGAUUCUCCCACAAUUUCCUAGUCCUACUGUGAUGUCGAUGAUAUCCCUGAAUCCUAAGUUCAACGUCGAGAUUUUCCUGGUGGAAGAGAUGGUAUUCAACAAGACAAAGCAUUCGUGGGUUCCUCCACACAGAAUCUUGUCUCGUGAGGAAAAGGAAAAUGUUUUGAAGGCCUUGAAGCUUGGGCCUGGAGAUCUUCCCAGGAUUCUGAAGAGCGAUGUGAUUGCUCGAUACUAUGGAGCAAAGCGGGGAGACGUUAUGGAGAUAGUUAGAAGGUCGAGGACGGCUGGGGAAUCUAUCUAUUACAGAAUUGUUGUUGAGAGGUAG